Messenger RNA from Acanthosepion pharaonis, 1275 nucleotides. NCBI's taxonomy places the organism in Eukaryota, Metazoa, Mollusca, Cephalopoda, Sepiida, Sepiidae. The record is from the annotation of a GenBank genome assembly.
AUGUUCAUAUCUAUCUAUCUAUCUAUCGUUGUUCAUAUUUUUCUUUCUUUGAAUCGAUAUUUUUAUUUUUAUCUUCUUUCUCUCCUGCCUUCUUUCUUUCUUUCUUUCUUUCUUUCUCUCCUGCUUUCUUUCUUUCUUUCUUUCUUUCUUUCUUUCUUUCUUAAUUAUAUCUAUCUAUCUAUCUAUCUAUCUAUCUAUCUAUCUAUCUAUAUCUAUCUAUCUAUCUAUCUAUCUAUCUAUCUAUCUAUAUAUCUAUCUACCAUUUUGUUGCUGGUAAUAUUUUUUAUCUAUCUAUCUAUCUAUCUAUCUAUCUAUCUAUCUAUCUAUCUAUCCCACCUCUUUCUUUCUUUCUUUCUUUCUUUCUUUCUUUCUUUUCCCCUUCCUUUUUUUCUUUUUCCUUUCUUUUCCGUGCAACUACGACUACUAAAUGCAUUAGAUUCCCUUCCAUCUCUACAUUUUCCUACAGUCUCCGGUAGCUUCACCACAGAAAUAGUCAUUCUCUGGCAGUCUCCAAAACCUUCCCCAGAACCAGUCAGUUUUCAACAGAAACACACACAAACAUACACACACACACACGCAUCUAUCUAUCUAUCUAUCUAUCUAUCUAUCUAUCUAUCUAUCUAUCUAUCUAUCUAUCUAUCUAAGUCAGCUCAUUAUCUAUCUAUCUAUCUAUCUAUCUAUCUAUCUAUCUAUCUAACUCAUUAUCUAUCUAUCUAUCUAUCUAUCUAUCUAAUUUUUAUCUAUCUAUUCAUUCAUCUAUCUAUCUAUCUAUCUAUCUAUCUAUCUAACUUUAAUUAUCAUAUCCAUCUAUCUAUCUAUCUAUCUAUCUAUCUAUCUAUCUAUCUAUCUAUCUAUCUAUCCUCCCGAAAUAAUAACAAAAGCCAAUUUAAUUAUCUAUCUAUCCAUCUAAGUCAGCUCAUUAUCUAUCUAUCUAUCUAUCUAUCUAUCUAUCUAUCUAUCUAUCUAACUCAUUAUCUAUCUAUCUAUCUAUCUAUCUAUCUAUCUAUCUAUCUAUCCUCCCGAAAUAAUAACAAAAGCCAAUUUAAUUUUCUGGACGAGGAAACAAACCCAUUCGAACAGUUCCAUGAAAAUAAAAUAGGGCAAUUUCUAGAUAGAUAUGAAUAUUAUGCACAUUAUCUAUCUAUCUAUCUAUCUAUCUAUCUAUCUAUCUAUCUAUCUAUCUAUCUAUCUAUCUAUCUCAUUCUGUUCACUUUCAAUCUAUCUAUCUAUCUAUCUAUCUAUCUAUCUAUCUAUCUAUCUAUCUAUCUUGAUUGA